Messenger RNA from Telopea speciosissima, 1549 nucleotides. RefSeq lists its product as uncharacterized. The record is from RefSeq and is a predicted model, not a curated record. The transcript is spliced from 6 exons. The coding region runs from base 47 to 1381 and encodes 444 amino acids. NCBI's taxonomy places the organism in Eukaryota, Viridiplantae, Streptophyta, Magnoliopsida, Proteales, Proteaceae.
UACAAUCUGCUUAGUUCUUUCGAAAUUUUGGAGCUCAGCAGAAAAAAUGUCAUAUUGUUGUUCUCAAUGGUGGCUGCUUUCACUGGCAAUAUUUCUCUUGGCUUUAACGGUUCAAGCUAAUGAAAAUGUGGUGAAAACUGCUGUCUUCCUAUCUCCAAAGUUUGUGCUUGGACCAGGACAAGUGGAGGAUAAAAUCUACUAUAAUAUUGACUUUCCAAGAGGUCAUAUUGCAAUUAAGGAAUUUAAUGGUGAAGUGGUUGAUGAGUUGGGAAAUUCUGUGCCUCUUCAUGAAACUUAUCUCCACCACUGGGUUGUACAAAGAUAUAAUGCUCCCAAGGGUGUGAAAGUCCCUGAGGGUAAUGGUGAUCAAGAGCUCCACUUUUCAAAGAAUUUUGCAGUGAGAAAUGCUGGAGUAUGUCAGGGGAGGGUUCUGGGGCAGGAGUUUGGUAUUGGAUCUGAAACACGCAAAACAAAGGUUUAUGUUCCAGAUCCUUAUGGUAUAGAAGCUGGGAAUACAGUGGAAAUUCCUAAUGGCUUUGAGGAGAGAUGGAUGCUCAACAUUCAUGCAAUUGAUACACGAGGUGUGGUGGACCGGUUGGGAUGCACAGAAUGCAGGUGUGACCUCUACAAUAUCACAAGGGAUAAGUCUGGCCGGCCUUUGCGUCCAGGGUAUACUGGAGGCCUAUUUUGUUGUUAUGAUCAAACACAGUGCAAGCUGCAAGAAGGUUUUGAGAAUAUUAAGAGAAGCCUCUACUUGAGAUAUACUGUAAAAUGGGUUGACUGGGAAGACACUAUUGUGCCUGUUAAGGUUUAUAUAUUUGAUGUUACUGAUACAGGGACAAGUGGUUGUCAGAUAGAGUAUGAUGUUGAGUCUUGUGGUGGCAAUGAUUUGGGAAAUAGUAGGUGCGUAGAUACCAAGAAAUCGAAAAUUGUCAUCCCCGGUGGGGGUGAGAUUAUUUAUGGUGUUGCCCACCAACACUCCGGGGGAGUUGGUUCGACUCUAUAUGGAGAGGAUGGUCGAGUUUUAUGUUCUUCUUUACCAAUUUAUGGAGAAGGGCAGGAACCAGGCAAUGAGGCUGGUUACAUUGUGGGAAUGUCCUCCUGCUAUCCUCAACCAGGCACAGUUAAGGUAUUUGAGAAGGAGACUUUGAUUUUGGAGUCCAACUACAACAGCACCCAAAAGCAUACAGGUGUGAUGGGCCUCUUCUACAUAUUGGUUGCAGACUCACCACCAAAGCUCAUGCCUUCAUUAAAAACUUAUGUUCAUUAUCAAUGGGCAUUAAUUUUGAUUGGAGUGGCUGUAGCUGUUAUUGUUGGUGUUGGUUAUCUUCGAAGGGAUCAAAGAGAACGCGGUUACCAGUCCAUAGUGAUGAACCAUUAAUGGAGAAGUGUUACAGUUGUUUUGGCCUUCAAGAUUCUAUUGUCAUUUCACACAACUCUGCAUCUCACAGAUGAGACCCUUCUGCUAAAUACAGCAAUAAUUCUGAACUUUGGUUUUUCAUACUUUUGUUAUAUUACCCGAAUAAUGAUGCUAUGACAUUAUGAUGCU